Centrocercus urophasianus (Greater sage-grouse) is the source of this 1239-nucleotide messenger RNA. It is a transcript of the gene BIRC7, whose product is annotated as baculoviral IAP repeat containing 7. Gene Ontology annotation, molecular function: ubiquitin protein ligase activity; cysteine-type endopeptidase inhibitor activity involved in apoptotic process. The transcript is spliced from 7 exons. Gene Ontology annotation, cellular component: cytoplasm; nucleus. Gene Ontology annotation, biological process: regulation of cell cycle; positive regulation of protein ubiquitination; negative regulation of apoptotic process. The coding region runs from base 10 to 1239 and encodes 409 amino acids. Lineage: Eukaryota; Metazoa; Chordata; Aves; Galliformes; Phasianidae. The record is from RefSeq and is a predicted model, not a curated record.
GACAAGGACAUGGCAGACACAGCACCAGCAGAAGGGACUCAUCUCAGAACUACUUGCUGCCAGCUGUUCAAUGCCAGCAUGAGGGAUGAAGCAAGGAGGCUGAGCACUUUCUCACAGUGGCCACGCAGCUCACCAGUGUCUGCCUGGGAUUUGGCCAAGGCUGGCUUUUUCUUUGUGGGUCCAGGAGAUCAAGUACAGUGCUUCAGCUGUGGUGGCAUCCUGAAAGACUGGGAGCCUGGUGAUUGCCCAAUAGUGGAACACCUGAAGUUCUUCCCUUUCUGUAAAUUCAUUUAUCAUGCAGCUGUUUGGAACCAACAGGUUCCUCUUCAGGGAGUGUUUGACAGUGUAGAUGGGCAGUUCCUCAGCCUCUUGCAGAGGAUAGACAGUGAGGAGACAGCCCUGCCCAACCAACCAGAAUACCCAGAAAUGGUAACAGAGGAGAUGAGACUAUCAACAUUUCAGAACUGGCCACAGUAUACUGAGAUGCAUCCUGAGCAACUGGCUAAAGCAGGUUUUUUCUACACAGGCCAAGGUGAUGUGGUGAGGUGUUUUUACUGUGAUGGAGGUAUGAGGAACUGGGCAUUUGGAGAUGACCCUUGGAGGGAACAUGCCAAAUGGUAUCCAAGGUGUGAAUUUUUGUUGCGAUCAAUGGGGAGAGAAUUUGUCAGCAGUGUUCAAGAGUCCUUUGCCAGCACUCCACCUCCAAGAGAUUCCAGGGAUCAGAUGGGACGAGGGUCCUCUGCUUACCAAGAUCUUUUAAGGAACUGGAAGUUGCAGACUCUUCCUUCUCUGGAUCAGUUUUCUGUAGCACAGAAUGUCCUGGAGAUGGGCUUCAACCCUGUCUGGGUUGCUAGCCUGGUAGAGAAUAAAUACAUACUGACUGGGACUUUCUACCUUUCUGAGUCUGAACUGAUUUCUGAUCUGCUUCGGCCAGAAUGGGAAGAGAGCAGCAGUGCAAAGGAAAACAGAGAUGCGGUUCAGAGAGAGACUGAAACAUCAAGUUCAAGAGGAGAAAUGCAACCUGUGCAGCAAAAAGAGGAGUCUCCAUUGAGCACAGAAGAACAGCUCCGACGCUUGCAAGAAGAAAGGAUGUGCAAAGUGUGCAUGGACAGGGAUGUGUCUGUUGUAUUCGUUCCCUGUGGCCAUCUGGUAGCUUGUGGAGAAUGUGCCCUCAACUUGAGAUUGUGUCCUAUCUGCAGAGCAGUCAUCCGAGGAAGUGUGAGGACUUUCAUGUCCUGA